Seminavis robusta is the source of this 3147-nucleotide messenger RNA. The record is from the annotation of a GenBank genome assembly. Lineage: Eukaryota; Bacillariophyta; Bacillariophyceae; Naviculales; Naviculaceae.
CUCCGUCCCAUUGACUAGAGCCCCAUUGAAUCACAAGAAGGUCCGUCAAGAGGUGAUUUACAAUAAUGAUGACACGGUCAACGAGGAGCUAUCGCCACUUGCCAAGCUCUAUCUAGAUCUAGAAUCACUCAACCGAGUGAAUUGUGAUUUAUUGAAUAGCAUGGCCUAUGCCGGGGAUCGACUACGCAUUACUGCUCCCAAGCGAUCCAUCAAGCAGUUCGAGCGAGGUGAAUCUGUGACUGUUGCACAUCCCCAUGAGCAUCUUCGAGCACUGGCUGCUUGUACUACUCAUGGAGCAACGUUUCAUCAAACCAAGGGCGACAUGAUCAAUUCGGAUGAAUUCUUCCAAUCUAAAAUGAUGGAGCAGCGAGACGCAGACAUCAAGGCACUCAAGCAGAAGAAAGAGAAUACGAUGGCAUUACAAAAGGCGAAGGACGAGGCGGACGCAAUCAUUGCAGAAAAGGGCGAGCCAACCACGGAAAAUAUGAAAGAAUUUUCUGCCACCGAGCUCGACAUUCUGCACAAAUACAAGUUUGGAAAGAAGGGCCAGGGAAAGAAAGCGGAUGUGCUCAAGGCCUAUCUAGAAGCUCCUCCUCCGCUCAAGAUCGUGCCUUGGAGUCCCGAGGACGAAGAAGAGCUACGACGCUUGGAAACAGACGAAAUCCCACUCGAAGACACGGCACUCGCAACUGCGGUGCAUCAACAAGCUGCUGCUGUUGGUAAUAACAUCAACAUGCUCAGUCUGGAUGAGCGCCGAAAGCUCAUGGGAACGAUCGGAGCAUCUCUGGAAGAGGUCAAAGAGGUUGUUGUGGUGUAGCGAGUUGCAUGGUAACAGCAUUAAUAGCGAGAUUCAGUAAUGACGUCUUUUUCGAUAUCCAAAAUUGCCCACCAAAAAAAGUCAAAAUACACUCGAUAAAGCACUGUCUUGUCCAGAACCCACUUUAAUCCUGUACAAAUACCCGUGCCGAAAUGACUUUAGCUAGCCUAACCAGUCACGCCUUACGCAAACAUGUACUUCCUACUAUGGAUUUCUAUCUAUUACAGAUCCCUUUCAGCGACAUAGCAAAGGUAUAUGGAAUGAUGUAUCACGCGUCUAUCGGUUGUGGGACAUCAGCAUCAAUGAUUCCACAACACUCUUUUCCGUCUCGCUGGAAGAGGGAGGUCCAUCCUUCACUCUCGGACGCUUUGCUCUGUUUCCUUGCUGCUCAGUUGUUCCUGCUUCAUUCUCGCCAGGACCUUGUCUUUUUCGCUGAGCGCUCUUUCCGUUUUCACCGGUAGAGACUUCGCUGACUGGCUCGGACGAUAGAUCGCCAUUGCUAGUAGACGAAACAGCUCUCUCGGCGACGCCAACCGCAACGGAUGUGCUGGGGUCGCCGAAAAGUGGCAUUGGACUCGAAGCACCCGAGUCCGUUGCUCUCAUCUUCUUUUGAGGAAUGAACCGUAGGGAGCUGCCAAUGGAGAAAGAUUCCAAAGUGAAUGCAAUCGCGUCUAGCAGUGUUAAGCAAAAGCUCCACGGUUUCAGGGGCCUUCUCUUCAACCGGUGCAGGUGCAUCCUCAGGGAUAGCAUCGGCACUGGUUGUCUUCGACGACUUUGUGCCCUCCGGUGCCUUUACGGAAUUGCCUUUGUCAUUCUUUGAGUCAUUACUUGCAUCAACCUCUGUCGUCGGGGUGUCGUCCUCGACGGUCCUAGUUCUGAUCGACGACGUCACUUCACACCAUAACGACGUCAAAUCAUCUCUUAUCAAGCAUACGUUACAAGUCGGCGCCAAUGGCUUGUUUCGUCCUGGUCAGGUGGUGAAUAUGCGGCACAACUGUUAGCAAGACGGCGAUCGAAGUGUACUGCUGGCAAAUAACUUGACUUGAACAUUCGCACUUGUUAUACAUACCAUUCGAAUUUGAGGAUUCACUUGCUGAAGACGAAGUUUCUUCGCGUGAAUCGUUUGACUCUCGAUAGCCCGAAUCGUCCGAGGCGUUUUCAUUGUUGCUCACGUUCUUCUUCUUCUCUUCGAUUCCAGCGAGAAGCGAGUCGUCGGAAGAGGACCGAUCCUCUCCAAUGCCAUCGUCAUAUUGUUUUCUCUUCUUUCGUGGCUUUCCUGCCAUUGGGUGGUGUUGCAAGGAGCUCAGUCUAGCCAGCGCGUUGUUAGGAGUGACCGAAUCGCCAAGGACAUCAUCCUUGUGACCCGCUUUGCUCUUGGCUGACUUUGACAUGCUCUGAAGCUUCUUGUUGUGCCAUCGAACGUUGCGCUCCAAGUUCUCAUUUGCCUUCCUGACAGUCUUGGUUUCGGUCGAACCCGAGCUCGAGUCGUCGCUGCUUUCCUUUUUUGACCCCAGCUCCUUUUGUGCAGCUGCCGGGUUUGUUCUGGCACCAUCUUCUGAUCCACUGCCACUAUGAGCAGCAAGAGACGCCGACGGCGAUCUUGCAGUAGUACUAUUGGACAGAGACGACGCCACACGUCGUUUCACCCCCACACCUGAGGUAUCAGAAUUUUCAUUUUCGUCUGACGGGGGCUCCUGUUUGCUGUCAACCUUAACAACAGACAAAGGGAACGAUUGAUCCGACACAACGGCGGCGGCGCCUGAAGAGCCUCCCCCGGACCCUGACGAUGCUCCUGACACGUUCCCAUUCUCUUCAUCUCUGCGCGCCUUAUUCCUACUUGUCCCUUGUUGGUCUUCAUUCCUGGCAGCGCCCCUUCGAUUCCGCCUUGCUUCAUUGUUUGAUGAGCCAUUCGGCUUACCGGGAUUGGUGAGUUCAGUGACCAGCUUCCCAAGUGCCGCCCUCGAGGCGGGUAUCAGGACAUCUCUAAUGUCAGCCCCAAUAAGAUCAUCAAUCUGGUGUCGCAAGACUCUUUCCACUUGUGCGCUGCAGAAGGUUAUCUCACCCUCUUGUGAAAUAACAAUGACAAGAUCAGGCAGGAGCGACAGGAUCAAUGCCUGUCUUCUUAGGCGAGCAUUCGUCCUUGUCAUUUCUUCCACCAAUGCCUUCUUGCGAGCGCGUGACGUGCAUGCCGACUUCCGAUUGGCAACACGCUUGGCUGUUUUCUUCUCCUCCUUGCGCCUUGCAUCAGCCAACAGCAAAGCAACUGAUUGUGGAACCGGCUGCUGCAUCUGCCUAAGAAGAUUCACGUGGUUUUCUAACAGACAUAGAAU